AUUCUAUUGUAGAAGGUCUCUUUGUGUAGACGGAAAUAUAGGAGCAGAUGAUAAUGUAAACGUCCGCUUCGAUACCAUUUGAGUUUAAAGAGGUUUUUUUUAUCAAAAUAAUAACUACCUGUGGAAGCUGUCCUGCAACGGAAUAGCUGGCAAGCAGCGCAGACCAUAAUACCCGACGUUAUCUGUUAUCCAAAUAAUUUAAAAUGACUUGCCGGUAUUAUUCCGGGGCUAUCUUGGAUGUAUCGGGUUCUAUGCAAUACGGUACCGGUACUUUUUCUGAUACCGAAGGCGGAAAAUGGGUUCGUGCAUUACUUGAUGCAAUAGACGACCUUGUAACGCAUGAUGCUUCCAACAACGACAAAGUGCUUGCUAUCGGAGCUGGGGCAAGGCGAAUGGAAAAUGAGGCCUUUGAUGUGAUUAAAACCAUUGCUCUGCUUCAGAACGACGAUUGGUGUGAUUCUAACUUGCAAGAAGCAACUUAUGGAACUAUCACAGCUAUAUUUAAUUUGCUAGAAAGACAUGGCGCUAAACACAUUCGAAAAUGGGCCGAAAUGAAUGUAGUAAGUAGUGUCAUCACAGAGGAUGAAGCUAUAUUAGUUCUCAGAAAGUUGAAGGAAGACAGAGAUUUUACAAGAACAUUUGUAUUUGAGUACCUUCCAGAGUCUUGUCGUGACUGGGUGGAUGAAAAUGAUACAUCAGUGAUGGGAUUCUUUGGAUACCAAUUUCAAAGAGUACAAUCGUCAGUAGUUAGCUCAUUUCGACAAGCUACCAAGGACGACAUAAGUGAUGUAGUUAAAAAAGCAAUGAGCUACCUGCUUCGUGUGAGAAAUGAUUCCGCCUAUCCUGCUCACAAGGCUGCAGAUAUACUACGUGGGACUGACGGAGGAGAAAGACUCUCCCCUGAAAGAGCAGAGAAAUUACACAGAAAAAUGAAGCCAUAUAUAUACGGCAGCACACCAUUAUAUUCUGCUUUACACAAUGCGGUUGAUUUAUUUGAUUUAUUUCCAGACUCUGAAGAGGUUGACAAAUACAAAUACUUGUUCGUUUUUUCAGAUGGAGCGCCUAGCGAUUAUGGCGAUAUUUAUAAGUUGAAAUCAAAAUUUGAAAAAAGAAGUAUCUCUGUGAUUGGUUGUUACAUGUCUACAUCAACAGGAUGUUCAAUCAAACCAAAGCAGCUAUAUGGCACUGUCGGAUCCGACUGGGAAGAAGGUGCUCGUUUCCUCUUUGAUUUAAGUUCGAUGGUCCCUACUGACAAUGUUCCUCGGGCAAUCUUCAUAAACAACGGUUGGGAUGUAGACAUCAACAAAAAAGAAACAAAGCUAUUUUUGCAUAUCAAUAACCCAGAAAAUAUGCGGAGUGCAGUUGAAGUUGUGAAAAAGGCCAUGAGUUCACAAGACAGUCUGCUUGAUUUGAUAACACAUGUCUCGAUUGAAAGGUAUAUCAAAAGUGAGAAUGACAAAUUUAAACCACCUAAACAAGAAGGAAAGACUUGCUAUGCGAAUGCUGCAGCAACUGUUAUGCAUCUUGCUUUGGUAAGGAUACAUAAGAGAGAGGACGGAUAUCCAACAUUCGAAAGCCUUAGAAGGGAAAUAAUUGAUAAAUUUGGCGAACAAGGAGCUGAUACAAUGGACGUUCUCCAAACAUUUUGUCCGAAAUAUCGACUUCACUGUAAAGCGAUUGACAGAAAAGAAGCAUUGAAGGCAGUAUCUGAAAGACGUCCAGUUAUAGCACGAUUUGAACUCACUGAUUAUGAGUGGAUCGAGUUCAAUAACAUUUUCAAUCGUGAACCAAAGAAAAUUCUGUCAGAGGAAGAUAUACAUAUAUAUUCAAGAAUUUCUGCCAGAAAAAUAAGUCACGCGGUUGUGUUGACUAGUUACAAUAGCGAUAGCUUAUGUCUCAUGAAUUCCAAAGGAGUAGAAUGGGGGGACGGUGGUUUCUUUAGAGUUAAGAAUGCCGAUGUUGUUGGUCUAGAAUUCAUUGAUGUUUUCUGGAAAGAAAACGAUUUAUCGGAACCGGAAAAGCAGCAAUAUCGUCAACAUGGAUUAGAUAUUGCAAGUAAACUGGUAAGCUCUCUGAAAGGAAUAAAGAAUGGUAUUUACUCGUGUCCUUUAUGUAAAAUAACAUCAAAGAUCAGCGAGUUUCACGGAUCAUUGUCGACGGCCGUUUGUCCAGAAUGCCAGGGAGAGUUUGAUAGUAACGAUGGAAAAGGAAAUAUCAUCGCAAUGAACAUCUACCUAACAUCGUUAAACAAUUAGCAAAUUGCAAGUCAAAUAAGAGUUGAUGCUUUUGGUACUGUUUCUGAAAUCUAUGUAUAUAAAGACUGGGCUUAUUUUUGUAUUGUCACACCAGUUUGGUCUAAAAUAGAUAUAAAGUAUAUAAGUAUACGCAUUGUAAUAAUGUUUUACAAAUAUGUUUAAACAAGUAAACUAGCAUAUACAAAAUAAAAGUUAAUCACAAAAGUCAAAACGUAAAGAAUAAUAUCUUUUUUGAAGUAAAUGUAAUUGCCUAGCUCAGAUAAAUACAAUAUCAAACAGUAUGUUAUUAUUGCAAAUAAUCUCUUAUCCGAUGUUGUAAAGAUGUAAAACUAUAUAUUAGAUAUUCUAUAGAGUGUAAUGACAAGGCUUGAGUUUCGAAUGAAUCUGAAUUCUGAGUGUGGAAAAAUAUGAUAAUGUUAUCAAAUCUACUGCAAAUUGUAGUUAGAAAAUACUUAUAGAUUCUAAUUUGCCUUCAUGUUAGUCUGUUCGAUAAACGAAAAGCUGUUUAUUAUGUGUUAUAGGAACCAAAUUCUUUUUUGUUCUUUUACCAGUAGGCAGUGAGUAACUUGAAAUGAACGAAAACGAAAAAUACUUAAAUAUCAUGUUAAAACUUUGAAUCAAAAACUGAUCUAAUUUGAGUGUUCAGUUGAAGAAAAAAAUAACCUGUACAAAUGAUGCAAACGUGAUUUCGCUUGAUUGGUGCUUAUAUUUGUUUUUUAUGUUUUUUUUUAUUUAAUCUCUUGGUCAUGUUGUUUGUAGAUAGGGAUUAGAUUAUAAAAAAGUAUUAUAGUUAUACAUAUACACAUGGAAAAACAUAUAUAUGUAUAACUAUAUUAUAUAAUAAUUCUUUUAUUUGCUUUUAAUUUAUGAUUUUUUUUUUAUUUUGUUGUACAAGAAAAAAAGUAUUUUUUAAAAUUGUACAUUUCACUUUACAAUUAAAGUAUCAGAAACAAUUACGCAUAUAACUAAAAGAAAAUGUACGCGACAAAGCAAAACUUGUUAAACGAACUCUUGGUUUUUCAUAUGAAAUUGUUUUUUGUUUUUUUAUUCUAAACGAAAACCAUCUUUUUGUUUUAUAAAAAUGAAACAGAAGGUUGGAUGUAUUUCAUUUAUUAAACCUGUAAAACAUAUACAAUAUAACGCCAAUUUGUUUUCGUAGUACAUUUUUUAUUUCCAAAUCUUAAGAAAAGCUUUAACUACUUUAAAUGAUAUAUGUAUAGUCAUAUUCAUUUGGUUAUAAAUUAUUCGUUUUCAAAAAAAAUCAGAAAUAAAACAUUGACAUGAUCCUGAAUAUUAUGAAGCAUGUAUAAUCAUGUAUAAUUACAUAUUUUCGUUACGUAGAAUCAUUAGACAUCAUGUGAAAUAUAUUUUUAUUGGUUUUUUGUUUUUCUAUUCUUUUCUUGUCUUUUGUUGAUAGGAAAAUGACAUGAUCGUGUAUUUCUUAAAGGCAUCUUUAUAUAUAUUUUUAAAUUGUAACUGGAAAUGAGCACUUUUGAUAUACCUCCCUAGAAAAAAACUUAUUUAUGGCUCAUUUCCAUAAUUAGAGAAUCAAUUCAAAGUUGGUCGGCAGUUGUUAUAUCAAAUUUCUUUAUAAUUUCAUUUAUAAAAAUAUGAAUAAUUUAACCGACAUAUUACCGGAUUGUCAAAACAAAAUUUCAUAUCCAAAGCUUUCGUAAGCACGUGUAAAGUGGUGGACAAAGAUGUUUAACUUUCAUACGAUGGUUAGUUAAAUGUGUUAAUACCAAAUGUUUUCUUUUAUGUUAGAGACUUUUUUUACUUAUUUGGUGAAUUUUAUUGAUAGAUUUUAUGUAUGCAAAUACUGUUUUAAAUUAAUUUUUAGAUGUUAUUUAGGGUGCCUCAUGGAUGUGUGUCUCAUGAUAAUAUGUAAGCAAGUAUGAUAUGUAUAAUGCUAAGUUAUGAUAUUGUAUAAUAAAUAUUGUCAUCUCUUUUCAAUCUGAAUGCAGCAGAUAUUUUAUUUAUGCUUGUUUGUUUGGUUAGAUCUAUCAAUAUUAACAGAAAUAUCUGCUCUUAAAACCAUUACCUUAGAAUUUCAUUAUAAUUAUAAUACAUAAUUAAACAUUAUAGUAUGAAAGUCAUUGGAUGUUUGGUUGAAUUUCGAUAUGUACGUAUAAUAGAUUAAUUAUUGGUUACUCACAGGAAAGUAUUAUUGUAAUCAUCCACAAGUUUAAUACUUGAAUUGUUUUCUUGUAUUAUUUCUAUAAGAAAAGAUGUUGUUGUUGCGUCCUACCUGGUAUCUACUAAGAAUACAAAAUGGGAUGCAAACAAACUGAGAUGAAAUAUCACUUGUUCAUUACAAUUGAUAUCACUUUACUUGUAUUUGUAAACAUGUGUUUAAGGAGUUACAAUAUUUUCACUGUAAAUAUUCAUUAAAAAGGGUUAAAGUCGUACAACGACUAUGUAUAAAAAUUAUUGACUACGAUCUUCUUUCGUGCAUUAAAACAUCGCAUCGACAACUUUGAACUUUUACUUGUAAUAAAUGUUUUCUCAUUCUUUAAUUGUAUACAUGUAUAUAAUUUUUACUAAUAAAUAUAAUGACAAUCGUGAAUGUAAACAUUAAAAACUUUUAUGAUUUUGUUCAAUUAUGUUACAUGUUUAGAUGUAGAGGAAUGGUUUUAUCUACAAUUGCAAAUUAAUCUGCUCUGUUCUAUGGAAUCAAGCAAUAUUCAUGUAGUUGAAUUUAUUUAAUCAUAUGUUAUAGACAGGACAAGAAAAUUGGCGUCGAAUAUUGAAUUAUGUUGCAUGUUAAUAUGAUAGUUUAUUAAACAUCACGUAAACUUUUUACUGUUUAGCCUAAUGUGACAUCACAUGGUGUUAUUUCGAACUAUCAUCCUGAAAAUGAAUAUCACCCUGUCAAUAUUUUUUGUAAUAUUCCCAAGGGAGAUUUAAGAAAACAUAAUGUUCUUUUUCUCUCCCUUGGCUCAGUUGCUCACUUAAACUUUUUACUAUAUUGAACUGUUUUACUGAAUCAAAUUGUUGAAUCGGUAUAAUGAAAAAUAUAACACAUGACUCUUAGUGUAAUAGUGCAUAUUGGUAACCCAGGAACUGAAGAAAAAACACCUUAGGCGGACUAUUGUACUAAUUAAUGCACUAUUAACCCUCAGAGACAUGUGUUAUUUUUAUAGUAUAUGUUCUGUUAUGUUUUGUAAUGAUAACUGAAGGGGUGUUGUCAUACCACAAUUUAUAUUUUUUGUUAUAGAACAAUUAAU
Molecule: messenger RNA, 5482 nt
Organism: Ruditapes philippinarum (Manila clam)
Lineage: Eukaryota; Metazoa; Mollusca; Bivalvia; Venerida; Veneridae
Exons: 3
Coding region: 204-2255 (683 amino acids)
Source: RefSeq, a predicted model, not a curated record